ACAUAAUCCGGGGAACGCAGUGACCCUCUGCUCUUAAAUUCUCCUUCAAGGGGUUUGGGAUUAAAACCGGUCAGGACAGGAUCCGCCUCCUACAGGUUGGAGGAAAACUGUGAAGUUAAACUCACAAGAACGGAAGAAGAAGACAACAACAAGUUAACGUUUUCAACAUGGCUGCGUCUUUGAGCGGGAAUUGGUUGGGUCUCUGUCAUGGAUCCAAUUCAAGGAAACAGGACGAUUUUGUGAGAGUGAGAAAAAGUGAUCUAGAGAAGUUAACCACAGAAGUGAUGCAGCUGAGAGACUUCCUGCCCAGAGUCCUGAAGGGAGACCUGAUUGAAACGCUGCAUGAAGCCCGAACAGCUCAGACGGUAAAGGAGCAGCUUGCACAAGAGCAGCAACAGCUGCGACAAGAGUGUCUGCACCUUCAGUCGCGACUGGAUGCAGUGCAGACUGAAUGUCAGAAAGAGAGAGAGGAGAAGCUGCUGUUGCGUGAGCAGCUGUGGCAGAGCGGAGCGGAGCUGCAGCAGCAGGCAGACUUCUGCUCUGAUCUGGGAUCUGCUGCCUGCAGUUUGCUGUGGAGCUGCUCUUCCAGUGAGGACACUGUCUCACGUUGGCUGACUGAUGCGAAGCUGCAGUCCUUCCUGCAGGUAGCUGCUCAGACUUUGGAGAGCUUCGUCAGGUCUCUGGAUGAGGGUGCAAAAACUCAGACCGAGGACCACAACAAGGAGCACCAGUUUGUUCUGGCUCUGGCUGGAACAAUUACUAAUGUAGCAGCAGUAGCCUGUGGGCGGGACUUCUUAUCAUGCUUGGCUCGUGAUCUUCUGGACACUCUGAUGAAGCUGUUGGACCUGAUGACGCCCGGUGUCUUCCCCAAACUGAAAGUGUUGAUGCUGAUGGCUCUGUAUAACGUCAGCAUCAGUGUCAAAGGACUGAAGUGCAUCAGUGAGAACCCAGGACUCCUGCCUCUCAUCUGGACCCUGCUGGAAGAUGGAGACUGGGAGGUGUGUCUCCACUCUCUGCGUCUCCUGCAGUCGGUGUUGUUGGAGGAGGAGGUGCUGCUCCUAAUGGGCUCUUCUCUGCUGGAUCCAGACCUUCAGGCUCGUGUCAGCCUGCUCACCUCCAGCGAACAGCCCAGCCUGAGGCUGGCUGCCCAACACACCCUGGAGGACCUGCUAGCACUCCAACAGGGGCCACAGUCAAAACAUAUGCGCUCCAAGCCUUAAGUCAUUCGUACACCUGACUGCAUUGUGGCCAAUAAGUCUCAUAUGUUUUACCAUACAAAGCAUUCAAUUCGAAGUGAAGAUAGCGACUGUAGCUGAAAUCACCAAAUAGUUGGCUGAGGGCUGUUUUCUCUGCAGCCUCUAAUGUUCUACAAACUGAAGCGUUCUGUCAAUCUGCUUGUUUUUUACGUAACUCACAGAAAAAAGGCCAAAUGUAUUCACUUGUGACUUCAGUUUGGAUGUUUCUUGGUCAUCUUUGACUCUGUAAGGUUUUGUGACUGUUGACAUGAAUGUGUUCUGGUCCACGUAAUGAAGUAUCCAAUAUGGCUCCAGAGAAAUCACAGUUCUGUUUUCCUCUUGAUGUUGAUGUUGAGGACAUCCACUGGCUGCUGCUUUCAGACAUGGAUUUGGUGAUUUAUAUCUGAACCGCUCCACCUUUCUGGUGGUGUCCUAUGGUGUCCUUUGGUGUCCUAUCUUCUUCAGCAGUCUGAUGGAAGAAGAAACAGUGCCUCUGCUAGUAAAGCUUCUUAGGCUCACAACUCUCACGGUCGUUUCAAGGCUCUAGUGUUGCUCUUAGUCUAACAGAACAAAGUGCAUUUGUUGUUUGUCUAAACGAUAUGUUGUACAAAAAGUACAGAUAAAAGGUGACUGAGACAAAAGAGAAAAGUUUCAGAAAGAAUAUUAAUAUAUUUGUGUCUAAAUAAAACAUUUGUGAGGUCUGAAUGGUUGGACUGUGAAGUGGGGGAGCAUUUGUGUGUUCCCAGGGUAGGGGGUAUUUUCAUGGUAGGGGGUAUUUUCAUGUCACUGUAGAUCUGUGUGUUUAUCGGAUUUAAAGUUAAAAGGAACAUCCUCUGAUACCUAAACUUGAUUUUCUAUUACUGCUGCUGCUCCCAUUUGUUCUCAUGCUUUUGUGUUUUUCAGUUCUGAUCCACUUUGCGUGCAGUUUGUACAUGUGGUAUUAAAAGAGAUCUCAGAGCACCAAGUCUGUUUUCAUAGACGCCCCUCCUUCCCUUACACCAGGUGUUUAUUCUGAUUAAAUAGCGCCUGAAGACGGAAGUACCAGUGUAUU
This is a messenger RNA of Pungitius pungitius (ninespine stickleback), 2286 nucleotides long. RefSeq names its product heat shock transcription factor 2 binding protein (gene hsf2bp). The record is from RefSeq and is a predicted model, not a curated record. The coding region runs from base 168 to 1220 and encodes 350 amino acids. Gene Ontology annotation, cellular component: cytosol. NCBI's taxonomy places the organism in Eukaryota, Metazoa, Chordata, Actinopteri, Perciformes, Gasterosteidae. The transcript is spliced from 9 exons.